Messenger RNA from Helobdella robusta, 1528 nucleotides. RefSeq lists its product as hypothetical. The record is from RefSeq and is a predicted model, not a curated record. NCBI's taxonomy places the organism in Eukaryota, Metazoa, Annelida, Clitellata, Rhynchobdellida, Glossiphoniidae. The transcript has 8 exons. Bases 78 to 1097 code for a protein of 339 amino acids.
AUUUCGAAACUUUGUUCGUCUCGUUAACGUUGUUUCAAGCUUCGGUAGCGCAGGAAUGUGUGCUGCGAUCCUUGGUUAUGGCAGUCCCACUGGAAAGUUCAAAUAAAACAAAUGAUUGCUUGAUAAAACACGCCUGCGCAACGACAGACGACAACAACGUCAUCAGCAUAGCGACCAGUCUGUACGACGUUCAGUAUGAAAAUCAGUGGAACAACUACAGCGACACCAUGCUCGCCAAAUGUGCCUGGUCCUGCAGAACUGUCGACCAGUGCGUUGGGUUCAACUUCAGAAACAGCAGGACAGCAAGCGGUGAUGGCGUGUUCUGCCACUUGUUACUCACUCGACCUAUGCUGUACCUUUCCAGGGAUGACUGCGUUUACUACCAGGCAGGUUCUGAUCUGUUCAUUGUGAACUCCAGCUCCAUAAAGAAUGUUACUGAUUAUUUGAGAACUGUAGAUAAUUUAAUAAAGUUCAGAAAGUUGUCUACAUGCACUGAUGAAAAUGACCAAACGGCGCGCCGUGUUAAGUGCUCGGAAUUGAAAUUUUUUAACAGCUCAAACGUUGAAGAACGAUGCAGCAGUUACUUGGGAAACAGCUACUGGACCCCAAUCCAACGACGCAUGGAUGGUUCAAUUAAUUUCUAUAGAAACUGGACAGACUAUCAGUUGGGAUUUGGCAACAAAGGAGGAGAAUUCUGGAUCGGAAACGAAAAACUUUACCAAAUGACGACGAAGGACAAUUACAAGUUACUCGUGGUCAUGGAAGAUUUCAACAAUGUUGUACGAUGUGCACUCUAUGAUACGUUCAAAGUUGAUUCAUCUUCAUCCUAUUAUACACUAACAAUUGGAGGCUACUCUGGAGAUGCAGGUCCUGCUUUGCAGAACGAUCAAUACUUCAGUACUUUUGAUUACGGCGGAAAUGAAAACCUUGCAAUAUUAUUCAAAGGAGGAUGGUGGUACCCAAGCGAACCUUCUACAAAUUUGAAUGCUGUCUACUCAAUUGGACAUCAAGAACCUCCUUAUGGAAUCUAUUGGUCCACUUUUAAUGUCACCUUAAACACUCUUAAGUUUACUGAAAUGAAAAUUGCUAUAGUUUGAAAAAUUGUUUAAUUAGGAAUUCUUCCAGGUUCACAUUUGCUAACUCAUCAAUUGUAUUUAAUAGAAUUUUUUAAAUGGAAAUUUUUGUGAAUGUAAUGAAGUAGAGAGUAUGGUGAACUGCUGGAACUGCUAGAAAUCAUUUGAUGCAUAUAUCCAUUCUCCUGUUGUUUCAUCAAACUUUCACAGUGCAUUCAAUGUUGCUUUAGUUUUGCUUAUCAGUCAUACAUUUCGAUUAAAACAUAUCUACUCACCCUACACAUUAGGUGCGGGAAGAUAUGUGCGGGGAAAUAAAUAAUUAGCAAAUAAAUACAAUUAUUUGUCCCAUUACACUAGCGUAGAAAUUAACUUUAUUUUCAAAUAAAUCGAAAAAUUCUGUAAUUUGACCAGCUUGAAAAUCAAAUAAAUUUGCAAAUAAAAUUUUUCGUUCAAAA